ACGUUUGCCAACAAGGAAAAGUUGUGGAACAACUCGUUUUGGAGUGUUUUAACACCUGUGGAGUGUCUUGACUUACCUAUAACUCUUGCCUCAUCUCAUUAAAGGGCUGUUUACUGGUGGAUAAAAGAAGAUGCAGUGGACUUUGGAGACAGUGUGUCACUGCAGUGGAUUAACAUAGCAGAGUGGCUCGGGUGAUGUGUUCUGCCCGCUCGACAUGAAGAGAUUCAUCGCUGCAUUACUGCUGUACAUACAGGUUUCAACCAUUCUGGGCAAUCCCAACUCCAAAGUGAUGUUGUUUCAUGAGGCAUGGGGUCGCAGUCAGUGUCGCUCUAUGGAGCGUAUGGUGGAUGUGGAGCAGGAGUAUCCAGGAGGAGUGGAGCACAUUUACAGUCCCGGCUGUGUGCCGCUGCUGCGCUGCUCUGGCUGCUGUAAUGAUGAAAAACUCACCUGCUACCCCACCAGCACACGCAACAUCACCAUACAGGCAAGAACAGAUCACGUCUUCAUGCAUACAUUUAACUGCAAUAUUUAA
Molecule: messenger RNA, 532 nt
Organism: Myxocyprinus asiaticus (Chinese sucker)
Lineage: Eukaryota; Metazoa; Chordata; Actinopteri; Cypriniformes; Catostomidae
Gene: pgfa
Product: placental growth factor a
Exons: 3
Coding region: 215-532 (105 amino acids)
Biological process (GO): positive regulation of mast cell chemotaxis; induction of positive chemotaxis; positive regulation of protein phosphorylation
Cellular component (GO): membrane
Molecular function (GO): vascular endothelial growth factor receptor binding; growth factor activity; chemoattractant activity
Source: RefSeq, a predicted model, not a curated record